UCUUGGAGGCUCUCACACUUCAUGCUGCAGUCAGGAGCUCGGGGAAUCCAGCAUGAUUCUUCUUACCGUGCUGUUCCUUUGCAUCAUUUCCACCUACUCGGCCUCUGUUAAAGGGCACACUACUGGACCAAGCUUAAAUAAUGACAAGCUAUAUAAAUUUGCUUACUCAGCUGAAGUGUAUGUUGAUCGGGUGAAAGCAUCAUUGCAGGAAAGUGCAGGAUACCGGAUUUCUUCUGGUGUGGAUGUCAACCUCUUAUGGAGAAAUCCUGACAAUGAUGAUGACCAGUUGAUCAAAAUUACGAUAAGAGAUGUUCAAGUUGAAAAUGUGAAUGAACGUCCAGCUGCUAAAAACAUCUUCAAAGGAAAAAGCACAGAGAAGAUCAUCGGGAAGGAAUAUCUGGAAGCUUUACAGAGGCCCAUAGUUCUUGAGCUAGUCCGUGGAAAAGUCAAAAACUUCUACUCGUAUGAAAAUGAACCUGGUUUUACUCAAAAUAUAAAGAGAGGUCUGGCUAGCCUUUUCCAGCUACAGCUGCACUCGGGUGCUGCCCGUGAGGUGGACAUAUCUGGGAAAUGCAAUACUACUUACAACGUGCGGCAAGAUCAAGUGACUAAAAUAAAAGCUCUGGACUCCUGUGAAAUAGAAAAACAAGGAUUUACCACCCACAACCAGAUUUUAGAUGUCAGUACAAAAGCCACAUCUGCCACAAUUUAUGUGCUGGAAGACAGUUUCAUUAAAUCCAUUAAGGCAGAAGAAAAUUUUGUUUUGCUUCUGAAUUCCCGACGAAAAACAGGUGCCAAAAUAGUUUCAAAGCAGAGACUGGAACUGAAGUCAGUACAAGCUGGCCCUGGACUGAUCGCUGGGAAGCAAGUCACCAGUGUUAUCAAGACCUUGGACUCCAGUUACAUUGCCAUGCCACUAGUAGCAGAGCCAGUCAAAUCCGAAUGCAAAAAGUGUCCUUCACUUUCUGAACACUGGCAGAGCAUCAGAGAACAUAUGUAUCCUGAAAAACUCUCCAAAACUGAAGCGGCAAGAAGUUUUUUGUCCUUCAUUCAGAACAUCAGAAAAGCUACCAAAGAGGAGAUACUGCAGAUUAUUAGAAGUGAAAACAAAGAACUUCUCCCACAGGUAGUAGAUGCUGUAACCUUUGCUCAGACCCCAGCAUCGCUGGAGACCAUGCUGGAGUUUCUUGACUUUAAGGAUGCAAGCACUUCCACCCUGCAGGAGCGAUUCCUGUAUGCCUGUGGAUUUGCUUCUCACCCUAGUGAAAUGCUCCUGAAAUCUUUAACUGCUAAGUUCAAGGGUGAUAUUGCAAAUGAAGAAAUCAGAGAAACUCUUGUCAUUGUCAUGGGAGCACUCAUCAGAAAGCUAUGUGACAGAGAAGGCUGCAAGCUUCCAGCUGUUGUGGAAGCCAAAAGGCUGAUUCUAAAUAGACUGGAGAAAGCUAAGAAAGAUGACAAUGUGAGGAUGUACCUGCUGGCACUGAAGAACGCACUCGUUCCCGAAGCAAUUCCACUGCUCCUGAAGUACGCUGAGUCAGAAGAAGGGCCCAUCAGCAAUCUUGCUGCCACUGCCUUACAGAGAUAUGAUCCUUCUUUUCUCACCAAAGAGGUGAAGGAAACAAUGAACAGGAUAUACCACCAGAAUCGUAAAGUCCACGAAAAGACAGUGCGAACCACUGCAGCUGCUAUCAUCUUAAACAGUAACCCAUCCUACAUGGAAGUGAAAAACAUCCUGCUCUCCAUUGGUGAACUGCCUCUGGAAAUGAACAAGUACAUGCUCUCCAUGAUCCAAGAUAUACUUCACUUUGAAAUGCCUUCAAGCAAAACAGUUCGGCAAGUUCUGAAGGAUAUGCGGGCUCAUAACUAUGAUCGCUUCUCCAAGACAGGCUCUUCCUCUGCCUACUCCGGCUACAUUACACGUGGUCCUGACGUAUCAUCCACGUACAGCCUUGACAUCCUCUAUUCAGGCUCUGGCAUUUUAAGGAGAAGUAACAUGAACAUCCAUAUUUUCAAUAGAAAUGCUGAACUUCAUGCUAGCCAGGUGGUGAUUGAAGCUCAGGGUCUGGAGUCCAUAAUAGCUGCAACUCCUGAUGAAGGCGAGGAAAACCUGGACUCCUUUGCUGGCAUGUCAGCCAUUCUGUUCGAUGUCCAACUCAGGCCAGUUACAUUUUUCCAAGGGUAUGGUGAUUUAAUGUCCAAAAUGUUCUCAGCAACUGGAGAUCCCAUUAACGUGGUGAAAGGACUUCUCCUCCUGACAGAUUACUCACAGGAGAUUCAGCUGCAGUGCGGGCCGAGGGCCAGCGCGGAGUUCCUGGGCGGCCGGGCCAUCGACAUCUCAGGAGGGAUGGAGUUCAGCCUGUGGUACAGGGAAUCCAAAACCAACGUCAAGAAUCGGGUAGCCAUGUUUAUAGCUGGUAACACUGAGGUGGAUUCCUUCUUUGUAAAAACUGGUAUGGAAACCACUUUGGAAGUAGAAACGACAUUAGACUUCAUCUCUACGGUGCAGUUUUCAGAGUACCCAUUUUUAGUCUGUAUGCAGAUGGACAGAGUCGAGUCUCCGUUCAGGCGUUAUGUGACUAAGUAUGAAAGCCUACCGUCUGGCAGACGGUACACUGCAAGGAGAGGGAAAGCAGAACUGUUGGCAGGAAAUGAAUACCCUCUCCAUCAAGAAAACUCCAACAUGUGCAGGAAGGUUUUUGCUGCAAAGUCUGAUUCCUCCAGCAACUGGUUUUGAAAUGAGCACCUGAGCUUUUGCUUUCCUGAAUCCACGGCUCCCUCAACGACUUAGGCUUGUACGUACCGUACUAACUUGGAGCUUGAUCCUGCACUACUGCAGUUAAUGGGAAAUUUGACGUUAAUUUCAACAGGCCAGGAUCAAACUCUCAGUGCGUGCACACUGUUUACAUAUUAACCUAUAUUUAAGACUUUUGUAAAAAAAAAAAAAAAGCUAAGGCAAAUAAAGACCAAUUUGGUAGU
This is a messenger RNA of Cariama cristata (Red-legged seriema), 2976 nucleotides long. RefSeq names its product microsomal triglyceride transfer protein (gene MTTP). NCBI's taxonomy places the organism in Eukaryota, Metazoa, Chordata, Aves, Cariamiformes, Cariamidae. The record is from RefSeq and is a predicted model, not a curated record. Gene Ontology annotation, cellular component: Golgi apparatus; basolateral plasma membrane; endoplasmic reticulum. Gene Ontology annotation, molecular function: lipid binding. The transcript is spliced from 18 exons. Gene Ontology annotation, biological process: cholesterol homeostasis; lipoprotein metabolic process; lipid transport. The coding region runs from base 53 to 2734 and encodes 893 amino acids.